Pterocles gutturalis (yellow-throated sandgrouse) is the source of this 1347-nucleotide messenger RNA. RefSeq names its product synapsin-3-like. Lineage: Eukaryota; Metazoa; Chordata; Aves; Pterocliformes; Pteroclidae. Gene Ontology annotation, molecular function: ATP binding. The record is from RefSeq and is a predicted model, not a curated record. The annotation marks the transcript as partial. Gene Ontology annotation, biological process: neurotransmitter secretion. Gene Ontology annotation, cellular component: synaptic vesicle membrane; synaptic vesicle. The transcript is spliced from 8 exons.
CUCACAACUCCAAAUUUCCCUGUAGUGGUCAAGCUGGGACAUGCCCAUGCUGGAAUGGGGAAGGUCAAAGUUGAGAACCAGCACGACUUCCGGGACAUGGCCAGCAUAGUAGCCAUGGCAAAAACCUACGCCACCACCGAGCCGUUCAUUGACUCCAAGUACGACAUCCGAAUCCAGAAAAUUGGCAGCAACUACAAGGCUUACAUGAGGACGUCCAUCUCUGGAAAUUGGAAGGCAAACACAGGUUCUGCGAUGCUAGAACAGAUUGCAAUGACAGAGAGGUACAGACUCUGGGCGGAUGCCUGCGCGGAAAUGUUUGGAGGUCUUGACAUCUGCGCUGUCAAAGCUGUCCACAGCAAAGAUGGAAAAGACUAUAUCAUUGAGGUGAUGGACAGCUCGAUGCCACUGAUUGGGGAGCAUGUGGAAGAAGACAGACAGCUUAUAGCUGAUUUGGUUGUUUCCAAAAUGACUCAUCUUGUCAACACUGCUGGAUCUACACCAUCACCGCUGAGGCCUUGGCCUCCACAUGUUCAGCCUGCAUCAAUGAAAUCUCAGACUGGACCUCAGCUUGGACAACUGUCCCAACCACGGCCUCCUCCCCAAGGUGGACCACGCCAGCCUCAGGGAUCUCAGCCUCCACGGACAAAUGCCCCUCCACAGCAGCGGCUCUCUCCUCAAGGGCAACAGCCCCAGAGUCCCCAGUCCACUUCACCUCAGCAGCAAAGGUCACCUGGAUCUCCACAGCAACUCCGAUCAGCAACUGGGUCCUCUCCAGUCCAGGCUUCCAAGGCCGGCGUCUUUCCUCCACAGCAGCCUAGACCUCCUGCUCAAGGGCGGGCUCCCAGCCAGCCAAGCCCCACAGAAACACCCAAGCAGCAAGCCACCCCACACCCCCAUCUGAACAAAUCACAGUCCCUGACAAACACCUUCAGCAUAUCUGAAUCAUCUCAGCGGGGAAAUGCUAAUGAAGAUGAAGCAAAAGCUGAGACCAUCCGCAACCUGAGGAAAUCAUUUGCUAGCCUGUUUUCUGAUUAACAGCCUUGCAGCUGGAUCUGUGCUUUUGUCAGCCCUCACUCUUCGUAUCAGCGUACCUGAUGUCAUCCUGGAAUACACUUGAUGGUACCCAGCAAUUUACAACUAACAUCUGGGCAAAGGGAAUUUAGAGCACUAGAGUUGUUUUAAUACAAAGAAAAUAUUCUAAUAACAGUCUGAAAAGUGACUGUAUAAAAGUGGCACCAUUUCAUUGUUUUUUGUGCAUAAUUAGAACCACAUCUGUUCAAAUUACUGAGUUGUAAAGCAAAUGUUACUCUUGCUUAACCCCCUGUGGAGUCAACACAGUUAUGACAG